AUGGCCGAAAACAAAACAGACGUCAAUAUAAAGCCGCCCAAACAAUUAAUCAUAAACACCAGUGAAGAUGUAGCAAAGGCGUGGAAGCUGUGGCUCCAACAAUUCGAGUGGUAUGCCAUCGCUACAAACCUGGAAGGGAAAAAACCAACGGUGCAAGUGGCGGUAUUCAUGGCAUGUAUCGGACCUGACGCGGUGGUUAUAUACAAUACGUUCAAUCUUACAAGUGAUGAGGAGUUACAAUUACAAACGAUUAAAGACAAAUUUACAAAUCACUUCACUCCAAAGAUUAACGAAUCAUAUGAAAGGUAUAUAUUUAAUACCAUAGUACAAAAAGAGGGCCAACCAUUUGACGAAUUUCUCACAGAACUCAAAAGUAAAGUAAAAAACUGUGAUUAUGGUACCUUAGAGGACAGCCUCAUUCGUGAUAGAAUUGUAGUAGGAGUAAGGAGCGACUCCCUUAGAGAGAAGUUGUUAGCUGAACAAGCCCUUACACUGCAAAAAACGAUUGACCUCAGCCGCUCAGCGGAGCAAGUUAAAAUGCAAGUAAAAACGAUGAAGCAGGCUCCUACUGUAGAUGCGGUUACCUGGAACAAUAAAAACACAAAUAUUAAGAAAAAAGAAGACAACAUCAAUAUGAAUAAUAAGAAAAAAGAAGAUAAAAGUGAAGAGACAUUUCAUUGUGGUAGAUGUGACACUAUACAUGCCCGGAGAAAUUGUCCUGCUUUUAAGAAAAUAUGCCUGAGAUGUAACCGAAGAAACCAUCUCACCAAAUGUUGUAAAAUAAAAACGGUGGAUUCACUUCUCCAGAAUGAUGAAUAUGAUAGUGAAGACGGAUUCAUGGUGUCAUCAAUAGAUACUGAUGAUGAUGAUGUUGGUAAAGAAGACUGGUAUGAGCCAUUAACCUUACCUAAUGCAGUCACAGUGAUGUUCAAACUUGAUUCAGGCAGUCGGUGCAAUGUUAUUAGCCGAGAAAUAAUGUAUAGAACAAAAUCACACCUCAGUCCAUCAACAACCAGAUACCUGAUAUCCUUUUCAAAGCAUAAGAUGCAAGUCUUAGGUGAAGCCAAACUGAUGACUAUUAGUAAAGGACAGCAAAACCUGAUUAAAUACUAUGUUGUUGAUGAAAAAGUGACACCAGUUCUUGGCAGGAAAACAUGUGAAAAGUUAAAUUUAGUAAAGAGAAUUGAUGCUAUUACAAUAAAUGAUGACUUGUUUGAAGGAAUUGGUUGCCUGAAACAGUACAAAUAUGAUAUUGAUUUAGUAGACAAUCCAAAGUUACCUAUAUGCCCGGCACGUAAAAUUCCCCACACCAUAAGACAAAAAGUAAAAGAUGAGUUGGAUAGCAUGGUCGAACAGAAAAUAAUUAAACCUGUGACAAAGCCUACACCAGCUGUUUCACCUAUGGUUGUGGUGAAGAAAAAUGACAAAAUAAGACUGUGCUUAGAUCCCUCAGACAUAAACAAAAAUUUAAAAAGAAGACAUUACCCACUUAAUACUCUUGAAGAAAUUGCUGCCAGAAUUCAUGGCUCGAAAUGGUUCACACUGCUAGACUGUAGAAAAGGAUUUUGGCAACUGCAAGUGACUCCCCGCACAUCAGAGUAUCUCACGUUUAGUACACCCUUUGGAAGAUAUUCUUGCUUAAGAAUGCCCUUCGGCUUAGCAUCAGCUCCAGAAGUCUUCCAGCAAGUUAUGAGCUCACUCUUAGCGGACCUGGAAAAUACAGAGGUGUCAAUGGAUGAUGUACUUCUACAUGCUGCCAGUAAAGACGAAUUAGAGAAGACUACACAGAAAGUACUGGGAAAGUUUAAAAAUGCAGGUCUUAAACUUAAUAAAGAAAAGUGUGUAUUCAGUACACAAGAAGUCAAAUUUCUGGGCCACAUAGUAACUAGCGAAGGCUUAAAGCCCGACCCGGAAAAAAUAGAAACCAUCACAAAAAUCAAGAGACCAGAAAAUAUAAAAGAACUGCAACGGUUUCUAGGAUUAAUUACCUACUUGUCAAAAUUCAUAAAAAAUAUGGCAAACAUUACCAGCCCCCUGAGACAAUUAUUACACAAAGAUGUAGAAUGGGUUUGGGAUCAACCACAAGAAGAAGCGUUCACCAAAUUAAAAGAGCUGUUAAAAAACCCACCUGUUCUGGGAUUUUAUGAUCCUCGGGCACCAAUUUUGCUGUCAGUUGAUGCUAGUAGUUAUGCCUGUGGUGGUGUAAUGAUCCAAAAAGAAAAGCCUAUUGCUUACUGUGCUAAAUCUUUCACUAAAACUGAACAGGGCUACAGUCAAUUGGAAAAAGAGGCCAAUGCAAUCUUAGUGGCUUGUAAAAAAUUUCAUAACUAUAUCUGGGGCUGCAAGGACUUAACAAUAGAAUCUGAUCAUAAGCCUUUAGAAACAAUUUUCAAAAAACCACUUACCAGUGCACCACCAAGACUGCAAAGAAUGUUAUACCAGAUUUUGCCAUAUAAUCCCAAAGUGACAUAUAAAAAAGGUUCAGAGAUGUAUGUAGCCGAUACUUUGAGUCGAGAUUGUGAGAAGCUAAACUGCGAAGAUGUUAACUCAGAAAACUUGCAAAUAUGUGCUAUUGUGCCAUUUUCAAAAAACCGCAGAGAAGAAAUCAAACAAGAAAUUGAGAAUAGCAAGCUGGCCACAGAAGCUCCAGAGCUAGGAACAGAAGAUCCAGACACUGCUGGACAGCCAUCACCUACAGACCAGUCACCAGUCCCUGUAGUACAGCCUGUACAGCCGUCACCUAUAUCACCAGCCAAACCCACACUGACUGUGCAGAGUCCAGAACCACAGCGGCUGCUAACAGCUCCUCAACCUAGAAGUACCCGCAGUGGGCGGAUAGUGAUCCAGCCUGCUAGGUAUCACUGA
Messenger RNA from Cydia fagiglandana, 2865 nucleotides. RefSeq lists its product as uncharacterized. The record is from RefSeq and is a predicted model, not a curated record. The transcript has 2 exons. NCBI's taxonomy places the organism in Eukaryota, Metazoa, Arthropoda, Insecta, Lepidoptera, Tortricidae. Bases 1 to 2865 code for a protein of 954 amino acids.